UUAUUCAAUAUGUCUAAAGAUAAUCACGAGAGCGACUUGCCGGACAUUGCACCAACCCCUUCACACGUGGGCGAAGUUCUUGACCUCAAGGAUCAACGCUACGAUGCUGUGUUUGGGGAUAUGACAGAGGAAGGUCCCAACUACCGCAAUGUUGGGUGGUUGGGGACAGCUGCCUUGAUGAUGAAGACACAGAUUGGCCUAGGCGUCCUUUCAAUCCCCGCCAAUUUUGACACGCUUGGAUUAAUACCAGGCGUUAUUCUUCUCUGCACUGUUGGUGCCAUAACGACAUGGUCCAACUACAUAGUGGGAGAAUUCAAAGUCAAGCACCGUCAUGUGUACGGCAUUGACGACGUUGGGGAGAUGCUUUUCGGCCGCAUUGGUCGGGAGGUCUUUGGUAUUGCAUUCUGCCUUUUUUUCACUUUCGUCUCCGGUUCGGCUAUGCUUAGCAUAUCUAUCUGCCUAAACGCGUUAUCGAACCAUGCCAUUUGUACCGCCAUAUUUGUUGCUAUCGCUGCCAUAAUCACCUUCACCUUUUCGAGUAUACAAACACUGGGCAAGAUCAGUUGGCUGGCAUGGGUCGGCGCCAUAUGUGUUCUGAUCGCUGUUUUUACAAUUACCAUCGCGGUAGGGGUAGAAGGACGCCCUUCUCUAGCGCCAAAGACGGGCACAUGGGAGUCAGACUACAAACUGUUCAAUAAUCCCGACUUUGCGGAUGCUGUCUCCGCAAUUACAUCCAUGGUUUUUGCCUACAGUGGAACGCCGGCAUUUUUCAACAUUGCAUCGGAAAUGCGCGAUCCACGCCAAUAUAAUAAGGCCUUGAUAGUAUGUCAAACUGUGGUGACGAUCACGUAUAUUGUAGUAGGCGUUGUUGUAUACUACUAUGCCGGAUCCUACGUCGCUUCCCCUGCCAUCGGCACAGCUGGCCCAGUCUUGAAAAAGAUAGGGUACGGGAUUGCCCCCCCGGGGUUACUCGCAAGCGCAAUCCUUCUGACACAUGUUCCGAGCAAGUACAUUUUCGUUCGUAUCUUACGAGGCUCCACACAUCUUACCAAAAACACGCUUGUGCACUGGGUUGCGUGGCUCGGCUCUACGUUAAGUGUCUCCAUCGUUGCGUAUCUGAUCGCUAGUGGGAUUCCAGUUUUCGAUAGUCUCGUGUCUCUUAUCGGUGCCAUGCUUGGUACUUUCCUUUCGUUCCAUCCCAUGGCCUGUAUGUGGCUCUACGAUAAUUGGAGGAAGGGGAAAUCUAGUCAAACAUACAAAUGGCGGAUGAUGGUGUGCUGGUGUGUGUUUGUACUUGUUUCUGGCACAUUUCUAGUGAUAUCAGGGACUUAUGGCUCGAUUGUUGGGAUAAUCAACUCUUACCAAGGUGGUGGUUCUUGGUCCUGCGCCGACAACUCCAACUCCUGA
This is a messenger RNA of Penicillium verhagenii, 1407 nucleotides long. RefSeq lists its product as uncharacterized. Gene Ontology annotation, cellular component: vacuolar membrane. Gene Ontology annotation, molecular function: amino acid transmembrane transporter activity. The transcript has 5 exons. NCBI's taxonomy places the organism in Eukaryota, Fungi, Ascomycota, Eurotiomycetes, Eurotiales, Aspergillaceae. The record is from RefSeq and is a predicted model, not a curated record. Gene Ontology annotation, biological process: amino acid transmembrane transport. The annotation marks the transcript as partial.